Alternaria atra is the source of this 1164-nucleotide messenger RNA. RefSeq lists its product as uncharacterized. Gene Ontology annotation, molecular function: methyltransferase activity. The record is from RefSeq and is a predicted model, not a curated record. NCBI's taxonomy places the organism in Eukaryota, Fungi, Ascomycota, Dothideomycetes, Pleosporales, Pleosporaceae. Bases 1 to 1164 code for a protein of 387 amino acids. The transcript has 8 exons.
AUGACCACCUCUACAUCGGACCCUGUGCCCAGCGACAGGCUGCGGCCGCUGUCCAGUGCCACCAAUCUCACCGACUUCACACAGUCGACUGUCGAGCCCGAGGAGGAGCUGCCCUCAGAUGGAGAAUAUGACGACCUCGAAGUACAAAGCCUCUCGCCGAGCAUGUACGAGAAUGAAAAGAAGUACGGUCGGACCUACCAUAGCUUUCACGCCGGAGCCUACCCAUUCCCCAACGACCAGCCAGAGAUAUACCGCUUGGACUGGCAGCAUGCCAUUAUAAAAUGUCUUCUGCAUAGAAGGAACUACUUCGCCCCGCUCAAGUCAAAGAAGCCAAAGAGAAUGCUGGAUAUUGGCUGUGGAACCGGAAUAUGGUGCUUUGAAAUGGCUGCCGAAUUUCCAAAGUGUCGGGUUGAAGGCAUUGACUUGACCCCGAUCCAACGAAAAAUAUCCUAUUCAAAUAUCGACUUCUAUUUGGAAGACAUCCUCAGUCCAUCAUGGUGGAGACCCAAAGAACCUGAAUCCUACAUGUACGAUUACAUCCACACACGCAUGUCCCUCGGCAUCUUCAACGACUUUCGAGAAAUUAUACAAAAGAGUUACAACAACCUGAGGCCCGGCGGGUGGAUGGAAUCACAGGAAAUGUACUCAAAACUCCAGUGUGCCGACGACAUGCCCGCCAACUACCCACUCAAAGAGUGGUCAGAACUAUCAGACAAGGCAGCACACAACCUUGGUCGGCCAUUACGCAUUGCAGACAAGCUGAAAAGGUGGUACAAAGAAGCUGGUUUCGUGGAUGUACACGAGGAGGUUUUUGCUAUACCCGUCAAUCAGUGGCCAAAGAGUGACCGCGAGAAAAUGCUUGGCAAGUAUUGUAGCUGGAACCUGAUGUUAGGCUUGCAGGGAUGGUCACUUGAAUACUUUGUCGAAGGGCUGGGCUAUACACCAGCCGAGGUCGAGGUCUACCUCGCGCAUGUGAGGAACUCAGUUGUCGACGAGAGCGUACAUGCCUUUUACAACUUCUACGUAGUAUGGGGUCGCAAACCCUACGACGACGAACCCGGUAGUACCACACCGAAACCGCACCACUGGCCGCAGCCUCCUGACGACGACGACAACGACGAUGAAUCCGUCCGUUGGUCAACACGAAAUUCCGAAGAUGCGUAA